Plasmodium gonderi is the source of this 1008-nucleotide messenger RNA. RefSeq lists its product as hypothetical. The record is from RefSeq and is a predicted model, not a curated record. Bases 1 to 1008 code for a protein of 335 amino acids. The transcript has 2 exons. NCBI's taxonomy places the organism in Eukaryota, Apicomplexa, Aconoidasida, Haemosporida, Plasmodiidae.
AUGAAUUUUAGUUCUCCAGUACUUAAUUUACCCCAAGAAGGAAAAAGAAAUAGAACGAAGCUAAUUAGAUUGCGAAAUGGACACUAUAGAAGAAUAGUUGAUGUUUCGAACAUAGAGGAUAUAAAAAAACUUACAGAUUUAUGUCGUUGUGUUUGUACAACCCCUCGAAAUGAUGAUUUAGAUAAACAAGAAAAAUUGGAAAAAGAGAAGAAAGACGAGACCUCAAAAGAUCAUGACGAAAAGAGUGAUUUUGUAGAGUCAGAAAUAGAACAAUCAUUUGACGUUGAGAUAAAAGAAGAUGACACAAUUGACGAUCAGUAUUCCAGAAGUAUUUCCUUAGUAUCUAAUGCACCCACAAGCAUAAAAGGUGAGACAGUUGUGCAACGUAGGAAAAUGUCUCAACUCGAAUUGACAGAAGAGGAAAGUAAUGAAGAAAUCAUAGAAUCGGCUGAUGAAGUAAAAGAAGAUCUACAAGAGGAAAAAGAAGAAAUAAAAGAGGAAAAAGAAAAAAUACAAGAGAAGAUUCCGCGUCCUGUCAGAAAAUUAAUAGAACCAUCUAAGACUCUGAUGAAAGGAAUUAAGACAAACAUUUACUUUCUAUCUAAUAAGGAAAUGGUGCAGACAACAAUGUGCUACAAUUAUAAUUGUAAUGCCGUAGUUUUUGAAAAAGAUACCUUUUUAAGGUACUUGUAUAUAAAAUCUAUCAGCAAUAUUAUACUAAAUGAGCGCAUGAUUGAAGAGCUGUGCAAACAGGAAGAUUUAAAGUAUGUCUUAUCAAGCAAUUCAAUAGUUAUUGAGUCAACUGAUUUUCUGAAGCCACUUAUUAUUGAAUUUGAAUCAUCUGUUACUAAGAAAGUAUUUGUUACGCAUAUAAAGUUUAAUGAAAGGAAUGAAAUAGAUAUAAAAAAAUACCAUGAAUACCUAAACGAAAUUAACAUUAAUGAAAAAUUACGUCUCCUGAAGGUUGAAAGAUUUCACUCCUUCAACAAGAUGGUCCAAAACAGAUAG